AGAAAUUAGGGCGGGAGCCUGGGACAUCAGGAAGUCGACGAACUGAAACAGCGAACCAAUUCGACUUCUCCCGAAAUAGCCUCCGCCGCCCCAACCUCCCUUCCGGCUUCCUCUACCGCCUUUUGCUACCGGCCGUCGUCCGUUGCCGACAAUCUCCCCUUCGAAUCCAUCCGCCGUGCCUUCUCAUCUGUAUUGGUGGACAGGUGAACUAGUGAAUUAAUUGACUGAAAGCCAUGGGAAGAGCCAAGAAAGGGCCGAAGUUCGCGGUGAUGAAGAAGAUGGUCACCUCAAAGGCAAUUAAGCAGUAAGGCUUCGCUUCGUCCUUUCUCCCCCUGUGUCCAAUUCAAUGCAUACAUAUAUCUCCUGCUUUUUUGUCAUGAUUUUCACACGCCGUUUUGCUUGGUUGGUAUAUUGUGUUUCAGAUACAAGGAGGAGGUUCUGAACCCGAAUAGGAAGGACCUUUCCAAAGAACAACUUCCUAGAAACGUGCCGAAAGUGUCUUCAUCGCUUUAUUUUACGCACAACACAGCUUUGGGGCCUCCAUACCGGGUUCUGGUGGAUACCAACUUCAUCAAUUUCUCUAUUCAAAACAAAUUGGACUUGGAGAAGGCAAUGAUGGACUGCCUCUAUGCGAAAUGCACACCUUGCAUCACUGAUUGUGUUAUGGCUGAGCUUGAGAAGCUAGGUCAGAAGUACCGUGUGGCUUUGAGGAUCGCUAAAGAUCCACGUUUUGAGAGACUACCCUGCAUCCAUAAAGGAACAUACGCCGAUGACUGCAUUGUCUCCAGGGUCUCUCAGCACAAAUGCUACAUUGUUGCAACUUGCGAUCGGGAUUUGAAGAGGAGGAUACGUAAGGUCCCUGGUGUGCCGAUAAUGUAUAUCACCCAACAUAGAUAUUCAAUUGAGCGUAUGCCGGAAGCGACAAUAGGCGGGGGUAAGUCUCAGAUACUCAGGUUUCUACAAGCUAUAACUACAUUUCCUGUGAUGUGUGAGAGAGAUUCAUUUAAGAUAUUUCGUCAACUCCAAGAUUCUGAUGAUGUGGAGAUCCAGAUUGCUUUGGCCCAUGCGAGAAACGAAAUGAUUUUCUCUUAGAAAUUGAAGUGUUCGAGAAGGAAUUUGCGAAGUUGUAUGAUCAAUCGUCAGUCAGUGGGAUUCUGGCUCACUCCUAAGAUUUCUUUUAUACUUAAUGGCUGUAAUGACUUCUUUCUUGCAACCUAACUAUAUGGUAAUGAAUAACUUGUUUAUUUUUUUAAUUUUUAAUGAUAAUGAGGUUGAAA
Messenger RNA from Linum tenue, 1277 nucleotides. The record is from the annotation of a GenBank genome assembly. NCBI's taxonomy places the organism in Eukaryota, Viridiplantae, Streptophyta, Magnoliopsida, Malpighiales, Linaceae.